Penaeus vannamei (Pacific white shrimp) is the source of this 1010-nucleotide messenger RNA. RefSeq lists its product as uncharacterized. Gene Ontology annotation, molecular function: glycine N-acyltransferase activity. Gene Ontology annotation, cellular component: mitochondrion. Lineage: Eukaryota; Metazoa; Arthropoda; Malacostraca; Decapoda; Penaeidae. The record is from RefSeq and is a predicted model, not a curated record.
CACCCGCGCGAGACGUCCCUUAAAGCUCCCCCCAAAGCGUCAUCUUCCCCAGUCCAGCCUCGACGCGAUGCAGGAACCCUUCGCCGCCGCCAGCGAGGGCUUGGCCGCUCUUGCUGACAGGAUUAAGGCCGAUUUUCCCGAGUCUGUUUCGAUUUACAACAGUUUGCUCCUUCACGCCCGCGGCCAUGCUCGUGCCUACAGCUUCUACACUCUAAAGGCGGCGCCACAUUCUCAUGUUGUUAUGUGGUGCCACUCGGAGAGGAAUGAGGACUCGCAGACAAAUGAUUCUUGGCUUGGUCUCCAUUGUCGCAAAGAGGAGGUUGAUUUGCUGAAGGCAGCUCUGCAGCAGACACGCUUGCUGGACUGGGAAGGAAGGCUUUGCGUCUACCACGUCCCAGAGCACCUGAAAAACGCGGUGCAGGAAGUAGCUGCGGCGCGGGCGGGCCAGGAACUAGACGCUUCCCGAUGCUAUACCUUCGCCUACCAGCCCCUGCAGCAGGAGGAACCAAUUAGGUGCAGUGCCGGGCUGCGCGUGUACCGCCUCGGCAGAAAGGGAGUCCGCCACAUGCUGGACACGAGCAAGUUCGACAAGAAGAAAAACUUCGACGAGAUGCUGCACCUCGUCAGGAGCGCCCCCUCGGCCGGCGUGUACGAGGACCCGAGCGCGGAAUCCGAGGCAGUCGUCGACGCGGCCAGCCUCCCCUUCGGCCCCGAGGAGCAGGCGCCCGUCGCGUGGAUCACGACCUCGUUCUACGGCGGCCUGGCCAUCCUCAUGACGGAGGAAAGGCACCGAGGGCGCGGUCUGGCCAAGCUGGUGACUCAAGUGGCGGCUAGGAUGCUGGCUGGCCAAGGCUACGUCCCGCACGCCCACGCAGAGGCCACGAAUGUCCCUUCGGUCAAGAUGUUUGAGUCUCCCCGGCUGGCAGGAGCUGCACCAGGUUUAUUUCAUGCACAAAGUGUGAUUACUGUAAUAUGUCAGCUUUCAAGGCGCUAAUAAAGAUAUGAAUAUC